AGCGAGGCCAACAGAAUCGAGACUGAAAUUAGCAGAAGCAGCUCACGACGCAGAAAUCACAUUCUCCUUUGUUCUCCAUCUGAGCCAUCCGAGCGAGCACCGUGGAACGCCUGUUCUGUUGCAACUUGCAAUCGGGUGAUAUCAGCGGCGAUGGCGGUUUCGUGGAGAGGCGAGACAUUGAGUUUCACCUCCUAUAUGCGCCUGAAGCACGGUGAACUUGGAAUAUAAUGCUGGGCAGUUUCAGUAGUUCCAUUGUAUUGCUCUAUCCAACCGACGCAACUUUGAAAUGGUUCAAAUGAUACGAAGACAUGUAUUGGAUUGGAUUGCCUUUCCUUUGGUGUUUAGUGUUCCUCAUGUGAUAUCCCAAGCGGAUCCUGUCUAACCCACUCUAGCUCUCCCAGGAAAAGGCAUAAAGGAAGUAAAAGAUGUAAUAGGCAAGGAGAACAUCCAGGAGCAAGGCGAAAACACAUCGUUCAUCGUACACGCAGGGCUUAACGACGUCCUGAACAUGUGUGACUGGAGUUUCAUCCAAUACGAACUCAAGACUCUCGCCUCAACGUACCCGAACGCGGCACUCCAAAUCUAUACACUCCCAGAAGUACAACAUCUGGGAUCAGACAUCUUGGGGGAGAUCCAAGCAUGCAAUGACAGUCUAGAAGCCAUGUGUGACGCAGCCAGCUUUGAGUUUAUCGACCUGAGAAACAUACCCUACGAAUUUGUAAACCCGCAGGAGCACUACACAGCUCUGGCGAGUAGAGUUUUCGCCGCAAGACUUGCAAAGCGAGCAACGGCUUUUUUAAAGAAGGGGAAGAGGGUCCCCCCUCCGCUGCGUCCACAAUACAAAAGCGAAAGAAACGGAUACCGACACAGGGAUCCACCCACACUCCAUCAGGAACAGCAUCCACCCUCGAUGAAUCAACCACAGCGGCGACGAACAUACAGGCGAAGACCAUGGAUGACGAAAACACGCGGCCCAAGAACACGACAAUACGGGUGGGGGCACAGGCAGCGCCAGUGGUCCCCGUCACACCUGAUAGGCACCGCCUACACCCACGGUUACCUCCAACGUCCACAUCCGUCCUAUCCCCACGACCAAGACCCGUAUGCAAGGGAGCAGCCGAGGCUAACACCACCGGAGAAGCUACCCAUCCCUCAAGACCAGGAAUACCACGCCUACGCCCAGGAAGCGCAACAAAUGGAAAUCCCCCACACCUCUGGCCGCAAAGGGACCAGUGGCCAGACUUGUACGUAUCUUGAUGUUUUGUACAAGUCUGCGUGGCCCCCCAUCAACCACCUAACACCCGAAUACACGGAUCAGCCACCUCAGGCAAACCAGCAGUGGAGCAGGAACAACCAACAACGAAUGACUACACAGCCACACCAAACCGAAGGAGGAACAAUCGCAUGGAACGAGUACAGGGACCAGAGUUUAAGACCCCCACCGUUCCCCCAGCUACCGUAUCCAACCCCUGUUUAGUGGCACACCCACCUCUGGAAACAGAAGCAACCCAGACAGGGAAGAAACCAAGAAAACACAGAUGCCGCGGAAGAACAACCGGCCGAAACCAAAAGAAACACGUAAACUAUAAGGAGAUAAACCUAGCCACUCUCAACAUCCAAGGUGGAUCGAGAACAAAAUGGGAAGAACUGCAAACAAACGCAAUCCACCAAAACAUCCUCGUGUACGCCUUAACAGAAACCCACCUGUGAAAUCAACAUACUCCACUCCUAGGGGAUGAAUGGCGGUGAAUCGGAAACAACAGAAAUACUGGAGAAAAGAAGGGAGGUGACGUAGGUUUUAUGUAUAGACACCCGCAAGUGAGGGCUGUAAGGUCCAAGUCAUGCCUAGAACAUAUGUGGGCGAUAUUCGAGACGACCGACGGGGAAACUUUCAUCCUGGGCGUAACAUACAUGGUUACAGGAAACGGCGCCAAUACGUGGAUAAACCCAUAUACGGUUGCCUCGAACAAGACAUCGCUGACUUCGAGCUUAAUCUACCAAGCAACCCCUUAAUACUGAUGGGUGACUUCAAUUGCCACAUGAUCGAACUGGAUGGCCAUGAAUCGGCGUCAGAACUGAGAAUUCUGGCAGAGAAAUUCCAGUUGGCGAUACUAAACCUGGAACCAGACUGCUGCGGACGAAAAACGUGGUCCAGAGGAGCCCAGUCUUCAACGAUCGAUUACGUCCUCGCCAACCCGGCCUGCCAGUCCGCUGAAACAACUAUAAAACUCUCGAUCGACGAGGAUGGCGUUUUCGACUGUGGGAGUGAUCAUAAUCAGCUCAAGACAACGAUAUCCGCAAAAAAUCGUUCAACCUCAACGCCCAAGACACCCAUUACAAAGUAGCAUAGCGUGAAACAACAAAAAUGGAAGACAAAAAAUCAAGAUGCCCUCCAGAAUUUCGCCGACACAUUGGAACAGGACCUCUCGGACGUGACUGAUAGUAACUACGACAACCUCAUGAAACUAAUCGAGGGCGCGGCGAAGUGGACCAUUGAGAGGACAUCGGCAAAGACCGGGAAGAGGAGGAAGAGAAGAAAUCAACCUUGGUUUGACAAAGAAGUGAAGGCGGAGAUCAAGGUCCGACGGGAACUCAACCGGACACGAAGGCACGCAUUGAAGACAAACACAAACCACGCGGAGGCUGAAGAAGCAUAUAAAAACAGAAAUUAAAAGUAAGAACGAUGGUGUCGGAAAAGAUCCAGAGUUUCCACAAUUAUGUAGAGACAACGAAAACCGAAAGUGGGAAAAGAACGGGAGCGGCACUCUGGAAGUACCUAUAGCCGGCAUUGACAGGCAAGACGACCCGGACGUACUCACGAAGUUGAGAGAUGAGAAUAACAGGAGCUUUACGACACCAGACCAGAUCACGGAAUACAUGACAGUGUACUGUGACAGUGACACUGUACUACAAAGAACAACAACAGAGCCUGCUAGCAAGGCGAAAGAGAAGUGAAGACGAAAAAGUAGAAGACGACGACGGACCUAAACUACCCGAACAGACACGUAGUGACCCUCUCAUGGCGAUAACAGAUGCCAAGGUCACAAACGCCGUUAAGCGUCUGACA
This is a messenger RNA of Ornithodoros turicata, 3067 nucleotides long. RefSeq lists its product as uncharacterized. The record is from RefSeq and is a predicted model, not a curated record. NCBI's taxonomy places the organism in Eukaryota, Metazoa, Arthropoda, Arachnida, Ixodida, Argasidae. The coding region runs from base 509 to 1477 and encodes 322 amino acids. The transcript is spliced from 2 exons.